CAGCAGCAGCAGAAGCAGCAGCAACAACCCCACUCCCCGCUGCCUCUGGCGGGGGACGAGGACAAGCCGCAGCAGCAGCAGGUCUUGCAAGAAGAAAGGGAAAAUAAUACUGAAUUGAUUACCGACGACUAUAAAAAGAUGGGGACUCUGUUUGGUGAGCUCAACAAAAGCCUCAUAAGGAUAGGAUUCACAAGGAUGUAUUUUGGUGAAAGGAUUGUGGAACCUGUAAUAAUCCUGUUCUUCUGGGUUAUGCUCUGGUUUCUUGGUCUACAAGCUCUUGGAUUAGUAGCUGUCUUGUGCCUUGUUAUUAUUUAUGUUCAGCAAUAAAAUACAUUGCAUAGCACUUGAAUGACUAUAUCUUGGUGGAUUUACAUACUUAGCUGAACAAGAAUGGUAUUAUUAUAAACUACUGUGCUGAAUAUUAUAUAGCCAUUAAAUGUUUGCAUGUUUUUUCUUCCAAACUAUCUUUGUAAUUUAAAAGGAAAAAAAAAUCUGAUAUGUUACGAAUAGGUGAGUAAAAAAGGGUCUCAAUAUGAGGCAGUGUAGUCAAAUUGUUUAUUUAGUAAAUCCUUUUACUGAGUGAAAGAAUUCCAAUUUCAGGAGUUUGGGGAUAUAAACACACUUUUCAACAUAUGAAUGGUGCUUUUAUAGUCAUGUUACGACUGUUUUCAAAAAAUACCUUUUAUAUUAAAACUGUUAAAAAGCCAAUUUCUAUGAGCUCUUACGUUGUAUGAUUUUUUAAUCACCUUGUAAAUCUCUUUGCAAAUUCCUUCAGUGCUGUGUAUAUAUAUAUAUAUGAACUCAUGUUAAGCAAAUCUGCUUUUGCAUAACUAGUGCCAUUUAUGAUUUGUAAAUAUAUUAGAAAAAUAUCAGUCUGACUAAAGAAGAAGCCAGUAAAUCUGGAGUUCUUUUUCCAUUUCAUUUUUUCAUUAUGUGCACAUUUGUAAAAAAAACUUUCUCUGGGGAUAAGUAGGAUUCUUCCUUUCUUUUUAAUGGACUUUUUCUAAUUUAUCUCAGUUUAAUUCAACAUUAUAUGCAAUCUCAGCAGACAGGUUAAGAGCAAGCUACAUAAAGUAUUGUUACUGAAAUUGUCCAUGACUUCCUUUGAAAUGACAUGAAUAUUGUUCACUUUUAGGGAGAUCAGUAAGCACAUUUUCUAGUUACAAAUUCCAGGACUGAUAAUGAAAUGGGUCAAAAUGUUACUACCAUUCUUUAUCAAGUUUACCCUACAUUUAUAUUUAUGGAAAUGUUCGCUGCAGAGACCUCAUUAGAGCAUAAACGCUACACUGUUUAAGAUGAUUAAGAAUCGUGGAGAAUUUAGUUGAUAAAAAUCACCUGUACAGUUCCGCUUCAAAGCCAUGCUUCCUGUUACUUUGUUAAUUCAGUAUCUACCAUGCAAGUCUAGAACCCACUGAAUAUUUUUUUGGUGAAGCUCUUUGCAUAUGUUAAAAAUAUUGUGGUUCUGAUUACACUGAUUUGCAAAGUGAAAUGUUUUUGAAGGAGAAAGCUGGGAUAAUAUCCAAGAGUACUCACAUCACAACCAUAGAAAUGCAUUGCCAAAGAAAUUCAGUCCACAAAUGAAAAGUCCUUUCUGUCAUGUUUACUGCAGCAAGUUGUACUACAGAAAUAAAAUUUGGAGAUUCCUUUCUCACUGCAAGCCCAUUACACCAUUCACAUACUAUUCUGAAUACUGCACAGACUUCUUGGGAACAGAUUUCUAAAAAAA
Molecule: messenger RNA, 1726 nt
Organism: Python bivittatus (Burmese python)
Lineage: Eukaryota; Metazoa; Chordata; Lepidosauria; Squamata; Pythonidae
Gene: FAM241A
Product: family with sequence similarity 241 member A
Cellular component (GO): intracellular membrane-bounded organelle
Source: RefSeq, a predicted model, not a curated record